This is a messenger RNA of Lycium barbarum (goji berry), 1398 nucleotides long. Its product is annotated as metal tolerance protein B. Gene Ontology annotation, molecular function: zinc ion transmembrane transporter activity. NCBI's taxonomy places the organism in Eukaryota, Viridiplantae, Streptophyta, Magnoliopsida, Solanales, Solanaceae. Gene Ontology annotation, cellular component: plasma membrane; vacuole. The transcript has 2 exons. Gene Ontology annotation, biological process: zinc ion transmembrane transport. The coding region runs from base 240 to 1364 and encodes 374 amino acids. The record is from RefSeq and is a predicted model, not a curated record.
GAAAAAAGAAAAGACAAAGUUGGUGGACUCUUCGCUUUCCGGUCCGGCCGCGCUGAUGAAUACAAAUAGGAAGAAUCAAUUAUGGCGUGCCCAUUCAGCGCCUUAUUUCAUUCCAUAAAAUAAUUGGGCUCUAACUACGGGUUUACAAAGAAUGUUUGCUCAAUUUUCUCUGAAUUUAUUCAUUUUCAGCUACAAGCCCUAGCUUCCCCUGCCUGUCUCUCCAUUGUUUCUCAAUCCAGAUGGAGCAACAGGAGGAUUCCAAGUCUGAAAUAAAGCAGUUGCUGGGAGCUAAAUGUAAUGGCCAUCAAGUUCAUGUUUCUUGCAAUCCAAUUUGCUCAUUCUCGCAGCAAGAACAUAGUAUGUUGGAUUCGAGGCAAAGGUCAAAGUCGACUAUGAAACUUUGUGGACUCAUAAUCUUCUAUGUAAUGGUCAUGGCAGUGGAGACCAUUGGCGGGGUAAAAGCCCACAGCCUCGCGGUUCUAACUGACGCAGCUCACUUGCUUAGUGACGUUGUUGGAUUUUCUAUUUCUCUUUUUGCUGUUUGGGUGUCCGGCUGGGAUGCGACCAAAGAACACUCUUUUGGAUACCACCGACUUGAAGUUUUAGGAGCCCUUAUUUCUGUACAGCUGAUAUGGCUUAUCUCCGGUUUUUUGAUUUAUGAAGCAAUUCAAAGAAUGUUUCAAACAAACGCCAAAGUGGACGGGAAGCUUAUGUUUGCUAUUGCUGCAUUUGGUCUCGUUAUAAACUUCAUCUCAGUUGUUUGGCUUGGCCAUGAUCAUUUUCUCCAUAGCCAUUCAUUUAGUCCAUGCAAGGAUCACGAUCACGAUCAUGAUCAUGAUCAUGAAAUGCAAAAAAUGCAUCCAAGAAAUGAAGAAGAGAGCUUGAAACUGGUAGCAGCAUCCUCAAGUUGCAGCAAACAUUCAAACAUAAAUAUCGAAGGGGCUUACCUGCAUGUGAUAUCUGAUUUGAUACAAUCUGUUGGAGUGAUGAUUGCUGGAGCUAUUAUGUGGUACAAACCAGAAUGGUUGGUGGUUGAUCUUCUAUGUACUAUUUUUUUCUCUAUCUUUGCUCUUAGUACUACGGUACCCAUGCUUAAAACUAUCUUCUCCUUAUUGAUGGAGAGGACACCAAAGGGAGUUGAUAUUGUUCAACUCGAGAAUGGCCUAAAAUCUUUAGCAGGAGUUAAGGAUGUUCAUGACCUGCAUGUUUGGGCUAUCACUAUAGGAAAAAAUGUUUUGUCCUGUCAUGUUGUAGUCGAACAAGGAUUUGACCAGUAUGAAAUUAUUCAGAAGGUUAGGGAAUAUUGUGACACGACAUACAGUAUUCAUCAUGUAACCGUACAAGUUGAACCAGGUUCAUUGUAGAUGGUAUAUAUUACUUAAUUCGUCUUUCUCUCUA